AUGCAUGUGAGGAACAACAUCUUGUGCACUUCGCAGAUGUCUGGCGUUGAACUAGCCGGUCUAAUCCUUGGGUGCCUACCUAUCCUCAUACAAGGCAUCGAAAAAUAUAAUGAAGGUCUGGAUCCAGUCAAAAGCUUCCUGCGAUGGGAGAAGGAGCUCCCAGCAUUGAUACGCAAGCUCCGCAACCAACAUGUCCAUUAUGCGCAAACAAUCCGGAUACUUCUCGAGCCCAUCACGUCCGAGUUUGAGCUCGCCGAGAUGCUCUCCGGCUCGGUGGCCAUGUGGAAGGAUAAAAGCAUGGACUUGAAACUGCAGGAGAAGUUGCAAGACUCGUAUCAUGCGUACCAGAGCACGAUUACAGACAUAGAGAGGAUAACAAAACGGAUUGCCUCUAAACUAGAUCUCGAUCGUGCUUCCGAGCUAUCGCGUAAUGAUUUGGAAGCUCUCAUCGUCGCAAACCCAAAGAAGGAUAACGACAGGUUCGAAUUCCGAAAACGCGUCAAGUUUGGCAUGUCAAAGAAGAGUAUCAAGGCUUUACUGGAAGAGUUGGACGACUGCAAUAAAGAAUUGGAGCGGUUCACCGAGAAGAGCGAGAAGAUUGAAUCAGUCCGGAAGUCGGUCAAGCCAUCAUUCGCAAACGGUUUGCAGCGCAUUCAAAAGUAUGCCACUGGAUUACACGAUACCCUCUCAGUUUGUUUCUCGUGCGCCUGCAAAGCAUCUCAUACGACAAGUCUGCAACUGGAGCAGCGGAGCACCUUAUUUGCCUCGGGAAGAAAAGCGAAGACAACGACAAAAACCUCGUUCAAUGUUUCUUUUUCCAGCAUCCCCGAGGAUGCUCAGCAGGUGUGGAAUUGGCAGGCAGCAGAGAUCGUGGUAGAAGACGAGGACGAAUACGAAGACCUUCUCGAGCCCCAACCUGGACAAAAACCAAGAAUGACCAAAUCGGUCAGCUUUGGUGAUAAACCACCUCCACCUUAUUCUCCAGACGACCCUGAGAUUGCCAAACCGCCGCUGAUGGAAGAGGUUAGAGAUCUGUGCGCAUCUAUACAGGGGCUAUACAAGACUGCUCCGUGUAUCGGGUUUUCAUUCGACACAAAAAGUAAACUAAGAGGGGCCUAUCCGGUGCAGAAAGUCAGUACAGAGCCUACCGCGACGGGUUUCGUGAGCUUGGAAGAGCUUCUGAACAAACCCCCAAUGGUCAACGGACGACCUGCAAAACUCAGCAAGAAGGAGCGGUAUAGUCUUGCAUUGACAUUGGCAAGUAGUACGCUGCAGCUCAAUGCCACACCGUGGCUCCCUUCCAGUCAGUGGGGCACCAAAGACAUUGUAUUCCAUCGAACUGGCAAUGGACCCCGUCUGUUGGAUAUCGAUCGCCCGUACAUAUCACCCACUGACGCAGUAAAAGCAUUGACGAACUGCACCGGUCCAAAAACCCGCGGCUUCAAGAACAAGAACACAGUCUUGCUCGCGCUCGCGGUGGCUCUCUUGGAGCUCUACUUUGGCAUCAGCGCCGAGAAACAUUGCGAAUUGGAGCAGGCGGAUGGCAACCCCACCUCGAAUCCGUGGACGCUAUGCGCAAUGGCGUAUGAAUGGGCAGAUGAGGAGCAAGAGAAUCUCUCGGCUGCGUUUUCCACAGCAGUCAACCACUGCUUGAAAUGCUUUUCCGACCCGAGCGCCAGCCUGAGCGAUCCCGACUUUCUUCAAGCAGCCGUUGAGUGCAUUGUGCUGCCACUGCAGGACGAACUGUAUCAGUUCUUGGGCAAGAGCGGGCCGUAG
Molecule: messenger RNA, 1776 nt
Organism: Periconia digitata
Lineage: Eukaryota; Fungi; Ascomycota; Dothideomycetes; Pleosporales; Periconiaceae
Source: the annotation of a GenBank genome assembly